AUGCGACCCGAACAUCGAGGACGGAAGUGUUUGGUCCUCGAUCUCGACGAAACACUCGUGCACAGCAGCUUCAAGAUUCUUCAUCAAGCCGACAUGACGAUCCCAGUGGAGAUUGAAGGGCAGUACCACAACGUAUACGUCAUCAAGCGACCUGGUGUCGACAAGUUCCUCAAGCGUAUGGGUGAAAUCUACGAAGUCGUUGUUUUCACAGCUUCCGUCUCAAAGUACGGCGACCCGCUCCUCGAUCAAUUGGACAUCCACAACGUCGUCCACCACCGUCUCUUCCGCGAGAGCUGCUACAACCACCAAGGAAAUUACGUCAAAGAUCUCAGCCAGGUCGGCCGUGAUCUCAAGGAGACCAUCAUCAUUGACAACUCGCCAACUAGCUACAUUUUCCACCCACAGCACGCAGUCCCAAUCAGCAGCUGGUUCAGUGAUGCGCACGACAAUGAGUUACUUGAUCUGAUUCCGGUCCUGGAAGACCUCGCAGGUUCCCAGGUACAGGAUGUCAGUCUGGUGUUGGAUGUGGCGCUAUGA
Dissoconium aciculare CBS 342.82 is the source of this 537-nucleotide messenger RNA. RefSeq names its product NLI interacting factor. Gene Ontology annotation, cellular component: plasma membrane. The coding region runs from base 1 to 537 and encodes 178 amino acids. Gene Ontology annotation, molecular function: phosphoprotein phosphatase activity. The record is from RefSeq and is a predicted model, not a curated record. NCBI's taxonomy places the organism in Eukaryota, Fungi, Ascomycota, Dothideomycetes, Mycosphaerellales, Dissoconiaceae. The transcript is spliced from 2 exons.